AUGGCGGCAUCGGCGACUGACGAAGGCGCGGACCAAACCGAGUACAAGGCGAACGAUGUGAGAAGCACAUCUUCGCAGCUGGAAAGGCAGAAAACAAACGACGCAGACGAAAGCCCCCUCGAACAAACCACGAGCCGCAUCGAAAAAUAUCCCACUGGCAUCAAGCUGGCCCUGAUCCUGCUGAGCAUUUACUUGUCCGUCUUCCUGGUCGCACUCGACAGGACAAUCAUUGCUACUGCGCUUCCCAAAAUCACCGACAAAUUUCAAAGUUUUGCCGACGUUGGCUGGUACAACGCCGGGUUUCUGUUUCCCACGACUGCCCUCCAACUCCUCUUUGGCCGAUUAUACACCUUCUACUCGCCCAAGUGGAUCUUCCUCACUGAGGUGUUUGUGUUUGAGAUCGGCUCUGCGAUAUGUGGCGCCGCCCCGAACUCGGUCGCCUUCAUCUGGGGACGGGCGGUCGCUGGUUUGGGCGCCGCAGGACUGUUCAAUGGCGCCAUGAUCCUGAUGAUGUACGCGUCGCCUCUUGAGAAGAGACCUCUCUACAUGGGUCUCCUCGGUGCAGUUUUCGGGGUGGCCUCCGUCGCCGGUCCACUACUUGGAGGCGUCUUCACGACCAAGGUCAGUUGGAGAUGGUGUUUCUACAUCAACCUCCCAAUCGGUGCAGUGGUGCUCGCGUUCCUUUUCCUGGUCAUCGACGACAUGGAGCCAGCUCUGGGUAAUUUACCACUGAAGGAGAAGAUCUCCCGAAUCGACAUCCCCGGCACCGUUGUUUUCAUCCCCUGCAUCGUUUGCCUGCUUCUAGCGCUUCAAUGGGGUGGUCAAAAAUAUGACUGGUCCGAUGGCCGAAUCAUCGCACUCUUUGUCGUCUUUGGUGUCCUUCUCAUCACUUUCGUCGCCAUUCAACUAUGGCGGAAGGAGGCCGGUACAGUACCACCUCGAAUCGCCACGCAACGGACCAUUGCCACGGGAGGGUUUUAUGCCUUCUGUCUCGGGUCGUCAUUCAUGAUUGCAGUGUAUUACUUGUCGAUAUGGUUCCAAGCCAUCAAAGGCGCGUCGGCUAUCCGGUCCGGGUAUUCGACGCUGCCCUUCAUCCUCGCGCUCGUCGUUUCGUCCAUCAUAUCAGGAGCCUUCGUCACGAGGGUGGGGUAUUACAACCCGUCAAUCCUGGCGGGCGGCAUCUUGACGCCUAUUGGAGCCGGUCUCUUUACGCUCUUCACCACUCACACAGCGCACCCUAUGUGGAUCGGCGCACAGGUCCUUUAUGGUUUCGGUGUUGGUCUGGGCCUACAACAAACCAACAUCGCCGCGCAGGCCGUCCUGGACAAGAAGGACGCCCCGACAGGAGUCUCCCUGGUAUUCUUCUGCCAGGGUCUCGGCGGCACCAUCUCCGUCUCACUCGCCCAAAACGUCCUGGACAAUAAGCUCAUAUCGGGUCUGAAAAACAUCGCCGACAUCAGCCCACAUGACAUUGUCAACACCGGAGCCACUGAGCUGCGUCGUGCUUUCAGCCCCCAACAACUACCUGAGGUUCUGCGGGUCUACAACCACGCCUUGGUGGUUGUCUUCUACGUCGCCCUCGGUUUUGCCUGUGCGGCUAUCUUUGGAGGCGUCGGCAUGGAGUGGAAAACGGUGAAAAGAGAGAAACCUAAGAAGGACGAGGAAAAGACACCGGAGAUCAAAGAAGAAGCCAAGACGGAGUGA
Molecule: messenger RNA, 1704 nt
Organism: Fonsecaea nubica
Lineage: Eukaryota; Fungi; Ascomycota; Eurotiomycetes; Chaetothyriales; Herpotrichiellaceae
Exons: 3
Coding region: 1-1704 (567 amino acids)
Biological process (GO): transmembrane transport
Molecular function (GO): transmembrane transporter activity
Source: RefSeq, a predicted model, not a curated record